AUGUCGGACGCCCACAACGAAACGAUCCGUCGGCCGUUUGACGAGUGCAACGAGAUCAGCAUCUACUGUCCCGUCGAGGCCACGGUGCUGGGGUACUACCCCAACUUUGGCGCCAACAUCUUCUUCGCCGUCGCCUUUGGCAUCGUCACCAUUGUCUCUGGCUACAUCGGCAUCAAGAAGCGGACAUGGGCCUACAUGGCUGCCGUCACGGGCGGCGCCCUCCUUGAGACGGCUGGUAUUGUUUUUUCCUUCCCCAUCUACGUCUCUCCUCAGAACGCACCAGGAGCACUAACAACGAAGCAACAGGCUACGCCGGGCCGCGUCCUCCUCAACGACAACCCCUGGAACUCGGACGCCUUCCAGCUGCAGAUCUGCGCCAUCAUCCUGGCGCCGACGAUGCUCUGCGUCGCCAUCUACCUGACGCUCAAGCACGUCGCCCUCGCCCUGAGCCCGCCGCUGUCCCGCAUCCGCCCGCGCCUCUACCCCUGGAUCUUCCUGCCCGCCGACCUCUCGUGCCUCGUCCUGCAGGCCAUCGGCGGCGGCAUCUCGGCCGCUGCCGGCCGCACCAACGCCACCCUGCUGAGCCACGGCAACCGCAUGAUCAUCUCGGGCGUCGCGCUGCAGGUCGUCGUGCUGCUCUUCUUCGGCAUCAUGGGCGUCGACUACUGGGUCCGCGUGCGCCCGCUGGGUGCGCGACGCGCCGACGCCGGCACCCCCGACCGAGGCCGCGCUCGCCGUGUACCGGGACGCAGGUUCAGGAAAAACCACAUCAUGCAGGACGAAAUCUCGUUCAUGAUCCUCGACGCCACCCUCGUCCUCGUCGCCGUGUCGCUGCUGACGGCCUUCCAUCCCGGCAUCUUCUUCCCGCAGAUGGCCGGCAGCAGGCGGGCCAAGGGCGGCGCUGCAUCGCCCGAGCAGGGCGUCGUCACCGAGUCGAAGAGCGUCGCGACCUCCUCCAAGGAGGGCAGCAAGACCGAAGAGUCGGGGAGAGAGUCGGCAUAG
Molecule: messenger RNA, 1002 nt
Organism: Verticillium alfalfae VaMs.102
Lineage: Eukaryota; Fungi; Ascomycota; Sordariomycetes; Glomerellales; Plectosphaerellaceae
Exons: 2
Coding region: 1-1002 (333 amino acids)
Cellular component (GO): fungal-type vacuole; plasma membrane
Source: RefSeq, a predicted model, not a curated record